AUGAAGCUACGGCUUCAACAGGACCAACAAGCUCAACAGGAGGAGAACCGAUCCAAGGAUAACAUGAAGGGAGAAGGGGAUAGCCAUAGGAGGAGUAUUCAUCAAAGACCAACUACUCCGAACGAGCAGAAUUCAGAUCUUUUUCGAGAAAUGAAGAAGGAGAUGGACGAACUGAGGAACGCCAUUAAGGAGAAGACGGAUCGAAGCGUAGACAAAAUGGUAAGGGCCACAGAUUCACCUUUCAUCGCGGCGGUACUUGAAUGCCCUGUACCGUCAAAGUUUCGCUUACCUCAACUUAAGUCGUUCAAUGGACUCAAAGACCCUCAGGAUCACCUUAAUACCUUUAAGACAACGCUAGGUCUUCAACAGCCACCCGACGAGAUACUGUGUCAUUCCUUUCCCACCACUCUCAAAGGAGCUGCAAGUGAAUGGUUCACAAAGUUGCCGACUUUGUCCGUUGACAACUUCGAGCAGUUGACCAAUGCCUUCUUGCGUCACUUCAUAGGGGGGCAGCGUCCAAAGAGGCCGGCGGACUACUUACUCACCAUUAGACAGGGAGAGAAGGAAACUCUGAGAUCGUACGUGAAACGAUUUACUCGGGAGACUCUGGAGGUGGACGACGCUGAUGACAAGGUACAGCUGACGACCUUUAAAGCGGGACUGAGAUCCAGAGAUCUCGUGGCUUCCCUUGCAGAGAAUCCUCUAAAGAUAAUGGCAGAAAUGCUCCUGAAAGCACAGAAGUACAUGAAUGCUGAAGAUGCUUUAGCAGCCAUAAAGGAUGUAGAAAAGCCAGGAGAAAAGGUGAAGAAAGAAGACGAGCGUAGGGGUCAAAAGAGGGAAUGCCCAGAUCGUCCGAACAAUGAUGUGAACAGAAGAAAAGAUGAUCAAGGUCCUUGGACGAUAAGAUUUACUCCUCUAGUUAUACCUGUUGACAAAAUUUUAAUGCAAAUUAAGGACGAGCACUAUCUCAAAUGGCCAAGACCAUUACACUCAUCCCCUAAUGUUUGUGAUAAAAACAAGUACUGCUGA
Messenger RNA from Quercus robur (English oak), 1029 nucleotides. RefSeq lists its product as uncharacterized. The record is from RefSeq and is a predicted model, not a curated record. The coding region runs from base 1 to 1029 and encodes 342 amino acids. NCBI's taxonomy places the organism in Eukaryota, Viridiplantae, Streptophyta, Magnoliopsida, Fagales, Fagaceae. The transcript has a single exon.